GAAAACAAAACAGACGAAUCUCUCAAUCGCCACAGCUUCCGACUUCUCCAAGAUCGCCGCCGUGCAAUUUUCUUCUCCGGCGCUCUGUUUCUGAGCCCAGUCUUUGGUUUCAGGUACUACAAAUUCGAGAAACAUGUCAGUUAUUAUUGUGACAAACAUAGGGAAUUUGGUGAUUCAUCUGCACACGGAUGAAUGCCCUAUAACCUGCACUAAUUUUCUCAAACUCUGCAAGAUCAAGUAUUACAAUGACUGUCUUUUCCACACUAUAAAAGAUUCCAUAGCCAAGACGGGUGAUCCAACAGGGACAGGGACAGGUGGAGACUCGAUUUACAAAUUUCUGGAAGGUGACGAUGCUCGGUUCUUCACCGAUGAGAUUCACCAUCAACUGACACACUCAAAGGCUGGCACUGUUGCAAUGGCUAGUUCUGGAGAAAAUCUGAAUGCUUCCCAGUUCUAUAUCACACUUUGCGAUAAUCUAGACUAUCUUGAUGGGAAACACACUGUGUUUGGGAAGAUUGUCGAGGGGUUUGACGUUUUGAAUACGAUAGCCGAAGCUUCUGUUGAUGCGAAGAACAGACCACUUAAAGCCAUACAAAUACUGUUCACAUUUGUACUUGUAGAUCCAUUUGAUGAUCCGCCACAACUGGCUGGAAUGAUACCAGAUGCUAAUGCGAAAGAAGAGGUCAUAGAUGACGAGCGAUUCGAAGAUAAUUGGGUUCCAAUGGAUGAAGCACUUGGUCCACAAGAACUGGAGGAGGUUAUCAACCAAAAGGCUCCCCAAUCAAGUGCUUUUGUACUUGAAACUAUAGGAGAAAUCCCCGAGGCUGUGGAUCCUGACAUCUGGGGUCUGAAUCAUGUGACUGAUGAUGAGCGCCUCAACUCUUAUUGCUUUGCACGUAUAAAGAAAAUAGAGAAAGAAAUAAGUGAUCUUGCAGAGAAGAUGAACAAUCUCUGUGUUAGCAAGGAUUUUGACAGUGAUACUGGGUUAACUCUUCCCAAUCAAUGGGAUCUCGUAUCUGAUAAGCAGAUGAUUGAUGAAGACCAACCUCUGCUUGUUGCUACAUGCACACACAUAAUAAGACCACACAAGUAUGUCAUUCAUAUCAACAAAAUGGGAAAGUUUAUUGUUGGACUUGGCGAUAAAGUUUCUCCCACUGACAUUGAAGAAGGAAUGCGUGUGGGAGUUGAUCGGAAGAAAUAUCAAAUUCAGAUUCCUCUACCUCCAAAGAUUGGUCCUAGUGUUACCAUGAUGACGGUUGAAGAGAAACCAGAUGUGACUUACAGUGAUAUCGGUGGCUGCAAGGAGCAGAUUGGGAAGAUUAGAGAGGUCGUUGAACUGACAAUGCUUCAUCCAGAGAAAUUUGUGAGGCUUGGGAUAGAUCCUCCCAAGGGUGUUCUUUGUUAUGGACCUCCCGGCACUGGAAAAACCCUUGUGGCUAGAGCUGUGGCGAACAGAACCGGUGCUUGCUUUAUCAGGGUUAUUGGCAGUGAGCUCGUUCAGAAGUACAUUGGUGAAGGAGCUAGGAUGGUUCGUGAACUGUUUCAGCUGGCGCGGUCAAAGAGAGCUUGCAUUUUGUUCUUUGAUGAAAUUGAUGCCAUCGGUGGGGCAAGGUUUGAUGACGGUGUAGGCGGUGAUAAUGAAGUCCAACGUACUAUGCUUGAGAUUAUGAAUCAGCUUGAUGGGUUUGACCCACGUGGUAACGUCAAGGUUAUUAUGGCAACAAACAGGCAUGACAUACUGGACCCUGCUCUUUUACGACAUGGACGUCUUGACCGCAAGGUUGAGUUUUGUCUGCCUGAUCUGGAGGGAAGAAUACAGAUCUUCAAGAUUCACACGCGAACCAUGAGCUGUGAAAGAGACAUCCGGUUUGAACUCCUAGCUGGUCUCUGCCCAAAUUCAACAGGAGCUGAUAUCAGAAGCGUAUGCAUAGAAGCAGGGAUGUAUGCAAUCGGAGCUAGGAGAAAGGCUGUGACUGAGAAAGACUUCCUGGACGCAGUGAACAAAGUGGUUAGAGGUUAUCAAAAGUUCAGUGCAACUCCCAAGUAUAUGGCCUACUACACAUAAAGAAAAGUCAAAAAGUCAGAAAACUUAUCAUUUCUGUCCCUCGACCUCUAUACCUUCCAUCUCUUUUGCAGAAUUUUUUUUUUUUUUUUUUUUUUAGAAUUUGGAAACAUAAAUCACAGUAAAUCAGUGGAACUUUAAACAUAAU
Messenger RNA from Camelina sativa (false flax), 2210 nucleotides. Its product is annotated as 26S proteasome regulatory subunit 7 homolog A. Gene Ontology annotation, molecular function: ATP binding; ATP hydrolysis activity; peptidyl-prolyl cis-trans isomerase activity. NCBI's taxonomy places the organism in Eukaryota, Viridiplantae, Streptophyta, Magnoliopsida, Brassicales, Brassicaceae. Gene Ontology annotation, biological process: protein peptidyl-prolyl isomerization. The record is from RefSeq and is a predicted model, not a curated record.